GAAGUCUAAAUAUGAGCGAAAAUCUUGCUGAUUUUAAUUUGCUAGGCUAGGUCGUUGGGAGAAAGAGUCUGUUAUGUAAGAAAAAAAUUUGAAUUCGAGUAAAUGCAAACUGCAGUGCACAAUUAAGUUAUAAUCAGUGUGUGUAAAAAAAAUUUCGACGUAAGCUAAUCUAGCUAGCCUCAUUCGAAGGAUGUGUGAUAAUCGAAGCACGAACGAAUUGCCACAGGAAGGCGUUCUUUUAUAGGCGAUCCGAUAAUUUCGGAAGCGUCUUGUGAAGUUAAGCUCGUCAAACUUGUACGGUAUGUUGAAACGGUUGCGAGUACCUAUGAUGGCUGGCCUAGCUGGGGCAGCAAUUGGCGCAGCAGCUACGGAAGUUCUCCGGCAAAAUAAUGGCCUGCUGGUACGCGUGAAAGCGGCAGACCCUUUGCCACAAACGUACAGUCCUCAGUUAGAGACUACGCAGAGAAUAACAGAAGUUAUGCGAUUGGGUUUUCCGGGAACGGAUAAUAUUCGAUACCUGUCUGACUACGUUCUGUCAUAUGACAAACGUAAUCGUACGGCUAACUGGGUGAUGGAGCAUCUCACAAAGGAGAACCUAAGAAGCAUCGAAGAGGUCUCUCGUACGAAAUGCGAAUUCCACGAAGACCAGGCUAUUCACCCGUAUUUUCGCUCGGGUGUUGCUGAUUACGCGCGAUCUGGCUUUGAUCGGGGCCACCUUGCAGCAGCGGGAAACCAUCGUCGCACUCAGAAAGAUAUGAAUGACACUUUCUUCUACAGUAACAUGGCCCCUCAAGUUGGGAAAGGUUUUAAUCGCGAUUCGUGGGAGCGGUUAGAAAGCCAUGUGAGACAGUUAACCAGAAAAUAUACAAGCGUUUACGUGUGCACAGGCCCGUUAUAUUUACCCCGUUGUGAGGCUGAUGGGAAGCUCUACGUUCACUAUCAGGUUAUUGGAGCCAACCAUGUUGCUGUGCCCACUCAUUUUUUCAAGGUUGUUGUAGGCGAAACCGAUAAUGGAGAAAUGGAUAUGGAGGCGUAUGUCAUGCCCAACGAAGUUAUCGAUGACACAACUCCUCUAGAAGCAUUCAUGGUUCCCUUGGAUACUAUCGAGCGUGCAUCAGGAUUGUUGAUUUUCAAUCGUAUUGGCAGUUUGCGCACUAUGAACGGAAAAGCUGCACCGAAGCUUCUGCGACCACGAAUGUAGUUCUGUAAUAUUGAGUAAUUAUAAAACCUUAUGUUAUACAAGCGGGGCAAAUUUUCUCGUUUGUCAAUGCAUCUGCGCACAUGAGAUUACUGCGCUGAUAUUACACACUUAAGAAUAAUAUGUUAAAGAAGAGAUUCAGUAUCUUUAACACGAAGGCAGCUCAAAUAAAACUGUGAUAUGCAGAUCAUGCA
Molecule: messenger RNA, 1392 nt
Organism: Varroa destructor (honeybee mite)
Lineage: Eukaryota; Metazoa; Arthropoda; Arachnida; Mesostigmata; Varroidae
Product: endonuclease G, mitochondrial-like
Biological process (GO): apoptotic DNA fragmentation
Cellular component (GO): mitochondrial inner membrane; nucleus
Molecular function (GO): RNA endonuclease activity; nucleic acid binding; single-stranded DNA endonuclease activity
Source: RefSeq, a predicted model, not a curated record